AAUAGGUUUGGCAACAUAAGUGUCAGACUCCGAUCUCUAGCAGACAGUAAUUUAAAAUUUCAGAUGCCAUGCUGCUCCGUAGUCGGUAGUAGGUUGAUAAUGUCGUCAACACAAGAUUUUAACGUCUAUGUUGGGGCUGAAACGGGGUUGUUUAAAGGUGUAAAUUUCAACAAUCACCAAACCAUAACGAAAAACCUGAACAGUUUACAGUCGCUGGAUCGCCAACAAGAAAUAACAUGUAUGGCGUGGGGAAAUGACGAAGAAACCGAAAUAUUAAUGGGUCUUAGAAGCCAAAAGGUUAAGAUAUAUGACACAGAAUUUAAAGGCUUCUCUGGUUGUGUGGAAACACCAUUUGGUAAAGGACCUUUACGUGGAGUAGGAAAGUUUAAUGAUUCCAUUAUCACAGCUUCUGAAAGUGGAGAUGUCAAGCUUUGGAAAUUCAAGGCAAGUCAGCAGAUUGAAUUUCAUGCACUAACUGCUGGGGAAAGUCUAUCACGUAUGCGUGUCUCACCCUACAACAAAAACAUAGUUGGCACAGGGGGUAAAAAGAAUGACCUUCAGCUUUGGGAUGUGGAGAAUGCUCAGCACCCUGUAUUUAAAGCAAAAAAUGUCAGAAAUGAUUUUCUGGACAUGCCAGUCCCUGUAUGGGUUAGUGAUCUUGCAUUUGUGCCCAAUUCUGAACAAGUAGCUACGUGCUCAAGACAUGGACAUGUGCGGCUCUACGAUCCAAAGUCGCGUGGCCGUCGCCCUGUUAUCAGCUGUAUUCCGGAGGCAGAAGAAGCCUGGACAUGUAUAAGCAUAGCUUCGAGAUCCAACCAAGUUCUUGUCGGUAGUGGAAAAGGAAGAAUGUUGCUGUAUGAUUUCCGCCAACAAAAAGUUGUUCACGCGUACCGCGGAUUUACAGGGGCAAUUCGACAGAUAGUGUGCCAUCCUACCAAACCGCUAGUUGUUAGUGUUGGACUUGAUCGUUUCGUCCGCUUGCACCAUUUAGAUCGACAAACACCUCUUCAAAAAGCAUACUUGAAAUCAAGAUUAAAUGCUGUAUUGAUGCGUCAAGAUUUUGGAGUACUAGCUGAUCAAGAUGUAGAUCUUAAUGAGGAAAUAGUUGACACUGAAAAAGAUACACUUUGGAAUACCAUGGAAGUAAUCAAGGAUCGAACAUUUACCGAAACUGAAGACAUAGUGGACAAAGAAGUGGAUGCAACACCGACCAAAAACAAUGGUAGUUCAAGGAAAAAAAGGAAAACAUUACCCUAAUUCUUUUGGGACCGUAUGACAUGACUUUUAAAUGAAUAAACCUAAAGCUUGUAACAAA
Daphnia carinata is the source of this 1315-nucleotide messenger RNA. RefSeq names its product WD repeat-containing protein 74-like. Gene Ontology annotation, biological process: ribosomal large subunit biogenesis. Gene Ontology annotation, molecular function: protein binding. Lineage: Eukaryota; Metazoa; Arthropoda; Branchiopoda; Diplostraca; Daphniidae. The transcript is spliced from 6 exons. Gene Ontology annotation, cellular component: preribosome, large subunit precursor; nucleolus. The coding region runs from base 64 to 1257 and encodes 397 amino acids. The record is from RefSeq and is a predicted model, not a curated record.